AUGGCCACCAGACAGCGAAUUGCCACCACAGUUGUGGCCAAGAAGGACCUGCCCAAGGUCACUCACGAGGCCACUUCUCAACCUCAAUUCCCCGACAUCAAGACCAUCAAGGAUGCCAUCCCCGCGCACUGCUUCCAACCCUCACUUACCACCUCCUACUACUAUAUCAUCCGCGACUUCGCUAUUAUCGGCACCCGUGCCUGGGCUGCCCUUACCUAUAUCCCCGGCAUUAAGGACCAAUACCUCCGUAUCGCCGCCUGGAUGGCCUAUGGCUUCCUCCAGGGUCUUUUCUGCACCGGAAUCUGGAUUCUCGGUCAUGAGUGCGGCCACGGUGCUUUAUUUACCUAUAGCAAGCUCAAUAACAUAACCGGCUGGUUCCUCCACUCAUUCCUUAUGGUCCCCUAUUUUAGCUGGAAGUACUCUCAUUCCCGUCACCACCGUUUCACUGGCCAUAUAGACCUCGAUAUGGCCUUUGUCCCCCGCUCUAAGCCUAAGGCUUCUCUAUCCUUCUAUAUCGCUGGCAUAGAUGUUGCUGAGCUGAUCGAGGAUACCCCUAUUGCCAGGGUUCAAAUCCACGACACAUCUGGGCUCAGUGCCGUCAAGCUCGUCUUCCACCAGCUCUUCGAUCCCAUGAGCGCUGUCUUCCGUCCCGCCGAGGCUCCCUUUAUCAUCAUCAGCGAUAUUGGUCUCGGCCUCACUCUAACUGCUCUAUACUUUGCUUCCCAGAAGGUUGGCGUUUCUACUGUUUUCUACCUCUACCUCGUUCCCUACCUCUGGGUCCACCACUGGCUCGUCGCUAUCACUUACCUCCAGCACCAUCACACUGAGCUCCCCCAUUAUACCGCUGAAGGCUGGGCCUACGUUAAGGGUGCUCUCGCUACUGUUGACCGCGAGUUCGGCUUUAUUGGCAAGCACAUUUUCCACGGUGCCAUUGAGAAGCAUGUCAUUCACCACCUGUUCCCUAAGAUCCCUUUCUAUAAGGCUGAUGAGGCCACUGAGGCCAUCAAGCCCGUUAUCGGCGACCACUAUUGUCACGACGACCGUAACUUCCUGGGUCAGCUCUGGAGCAUCUUUGGUAGCCUCGAUUACGUCGAGCACGACCCCGCCAUUCACGGUGCCUUGCGCUGGGCCAAGAAGAAGAUAUCUGAGUAG
Fusarium poae is the source of this 1152-nucleotide messenger RNA. RefSeq lists its product as uncharacterized. Gene Ontology annotation, biological process: lipid metabolic process. The record is from RefSeq and is a predicted model, not a curated record. The transcript has 5 exons. Gene Ontology annotation, molecular function: oxidoreductase activity. Bases 1 to 1152 code for a protein of 383 amino acids. Lineage: Eukaryota; Fungi; Ascomycota; Sordariomycetes; Hypocreales; Nectriaceae.